Molecule: messenger RNA, 825 nt
Organism: Aphanomyces invadans
Lineage: Eukaryota; Oomycota; Saprolegniomycetes; Saprolegniales; Verrucalvaceae
Exons: 4
Coding region: 1-825 (274 amino acids)
Source: RefSeq, a predicted model, not a curated record
AUGGCAACGGCGCAUGACGAGGGGGCUCGGUACACCUUCGAGUCAAUUCCUGUCAAGACAUCGCCGUGGGAAACCGGCGAAAUGAAGUUGAAGCUCAUGCAAUGGAACUUGGACCAGCACGGUGGCGUCAAGCGAUUCCGCAUGCGCGGGAAAUUUGACCCUGCCAACGCCACUGCAUUCCUUCGCGCGUUUUUUGAAAGCAAGUCCGUGCGGGCAAGUGUCCCGUUUCCCUCAACGGUGCCGUCGACUUUGGACGACUUGUCAUUCCGAAAGCUCAAGACGAAUGUCCUAAGCAUGGAAUUCUUCAACAAACUCGAAGCGAGUCCCGCGAUUGUGUCGUCAGGGGGAGUGCUUCGACGCUGCAUGGACGAAGUGUACGACGAUUGCACUGUCAACGACAGCCUCCGAGACAUGGUCGUGAAUCCACUUUCGGACCAUGCAGGCUUUUUCUCCGCGUCGGAGCAAGAUGAAGCCAUCUUUCAAGUUUUUAAGCGACUGGUCAUUGGGGGGGCCAUGGCUCAGCAUGACGAAACGCUCCAGCCGUACUUGAACAUGACGAAACUCGUGUACAAGGCGCUCGUGUCGGUGCAAAAGAAGUCGACGACGGACGACGCAAAAGCACCAACACCCCUUGCAGUGAUGUCGCACGUCUACCUCUUGCACACUCCAGGCAGCAACGACGGCCACAACAACCAGGACGUGUCCAAGUCGACUCGGCAGCUCUUUCCCAAGCCGGACUCUCCCUACAAUGCAUGCUUCGUCUCGAUUGAUCCGCACAACUUUACCGUGUUGUGCUGGUAUGCGCCGUUCGUCCCAUUCUGGUAG